AUGUUGGAUGAUACCUUGAUUGUGGUGACGUCAGGCAAUGGUGGGGAUACUGCUCUAGAUCCAGAAACGAAUACGCCACUCCGGGGCGGUAAGUUCACUUUAUGGGAAGGCGGGGCGCGCGUCCCGGUUGUGAUCCAAGGGCGAAUGGUACGCUUCGGCGGUCGCUCGCAUAGAGACUUAUUCCACGCGGUGGAUUGGGUGCCGACGCUCCUCCACGCGGCAGGGAUACAUCCCUCAAAAUUUCGACCCUCACUGGACGGCAUCAGUCACUGGAACGCCUUCCUGGGGUCAACGAAACAGGCCUAUAGCAGGGAAGAAAUCCUGUAUAACAUUGACAACAAGAGCGCCGCAAUCAGAGUUGGUGACUACAAGCUCAUACUGGGCAACCCCGUCGAGAAAUCGUACCAGUUCUCAAUGAGUGAACUGGACAUAAACCCAAGUUGCGCCCGAUACAGAACCUCAAUAUUGGCCUCAAAGCAAGAGAAUUGUUAUUCGAAAUUUGAGAGUGAAAUGUUAUUCGACGUUGCGGAGGACCCCAGCGAAGAGACCAGUAUCCUAAAGUACCUGGGCCGAAUCGGAUUAUUGCUGGAGAAGAAACUCGAUGGGUACAUGCAGGAGGUAGUCCCGCCGCAGUCUGAGAAAUCUCACGAGAACACGGUGGACUUGAAGGAUGGGACUCUUUAUCCAGGCUGGUGUUAA
This is a messenger RNA of Lineus longissimus, 699 nucleotides long. RefSeq names its product arylsulfatase B-like. The transcript has a single exon. The record is from RefSeq and is a predicted model, not a curated record. Lineage: Eukaryota; Metazoa; Nemertea; Pilidiophora; Heteronemertea; Lineidae. The coding region runs from base 1 to 699 and encodes 232 amino acids.